This is a messenger RNA of Stylonychia lemnae, 1155 nucleotides long. The record is from the annotation of a GenBank genome assembly. NCBI's taxonomy places the organism in Eukaryota, Ciliophora, Spirotrichea, Sporadotrichida, Oxytrichidae.
AUGAUUCAAUCUACAAAUGCUAAUAAUGUGCUAAACAAUUUACCUCAAAAGAACUCAAUUACAAUGCAGGAGGAAAAUGAUAAAAGAACAUAGAAAAAAAUCAAAGAACUAGAAGAGCAAAUUUGGUUUCUUAAAGAAUAAUUGGAAAUUUCUGGAUGCCUUAAAAAGUUCGGGAUUGAAAGGUAUUAAAAGAAAAUACAAUAAUAAUAGAAUGCGUAGAAUAGUUAAUUCCCUAGACAGUCCAAUCCUAAUGAUUUAAUUGAAGGUUAAAGUAGCUUUAAUUUACAAAGAAACAGAUCUAAUGAGUUACAUCAUGAAUCUGUUGUGCUACCAUUUAGACACAAUAGUUUAGAGCAAUUUUUAGAGCGAUAUGCCAGGUCGGAUGAAAUCAAUCAUACCAUAGCAGAUGACUCUUUAAAAACACAAAUGAAUUAUUACGAACCAGGUUAUGAAUCGGAUAAUAACCCUUCGAAAUUAAAUUAGCCAAAAGUAAAAUUAAGUAUUGCAAAUCCUUUUAUUGAGGAAUCUAAAAUACUGGAAAACUAAUCAAAUGAUCCCUAGAAUAAUACUGAAUAUGGUGAGUUAUUUAACAUGAGUUAAGCGGGGAUAAUUAGCUCAGAUCAGUAUAUUUUAUCAAAGGAACCUAAUUCAAAUGAAAAGCCGAGAAGAGUUGGCGAAAAAGAGUUAAUUAGUCGUUCAAGUUAGGUAGAAUUAUCAAGAUUUAGUAAAUAACUGUCGAGAAAUGUGUGUCAGCUGAGCAAUUAACAGAAAUAAAAUGUUAUCUGCUAUAAUGAUCAUGAUAAUAAGAUUAUUGUGGGAUAAAACGAUAAUAAAAUAUUAAUUCUUGACUCAGAGAUGUAAGUUGAGAGGUCUUUGCCACUUGAAUCAGAGCUAAUCUCUAUAUUAAAACUUAAUGAACUAUUCUUCUUUGGGAUGAUGGAAAAGAUAGUCAUUGUCUUUGGAAAAGAUUUAAAGGAAGUGGUUAAGCGGAUUGAGACAAGAGAGUGUGUGUACAAAUUUAUUUAUUACCAGCAUUAAGAUCCAAAUCUAGACUUUUCUAAAGAAUAUUUAAUCCUUUUAGAAAAGGAAGGCUUCAUCUAAUUCUUUAGUUUCUAAGAACAAAAGAUAGUAUCAACUCGAUAGCUCAAGAGCUGA